Molecule: messenger RNA, 522 nt
Organism: Copidosoma floridanum
Lineage: Eukaryota; Metazoa; Arthropoda; Insecta; Hymenoptera; Encyrtidae
Source: RefSeq, a predicted model, not a curated record
AUGGAUCAGCCCUUAAGGGCUGAGAUUCCUAUUCAAAAUUAUAUUAACUAUGACAAUUAUAUGAAUAAUUAUGAUAAUGCUGAGAACCAUAAUAACAAUGAUGAUGGUAGUCAUGGAAAUACUAAUAAAAGUGGUGGUUUAAAUGAUGAUAGCGGUAAUAAUAGUGCUGAUAGUGGUAUAACUGUAAUGAUAAUGAUAACGAUUAUGAUGCUGUUGAUGAUUACUAUGAUGAUUGAGAUGAUGAUGGUCAUAACGAAUGUAAAAGUGAAAGUGAUGGGCAAGAGAAAGGCUGAGGACAGGGAUGACAAGGUCCUGCAGAAGCAGAGGAGGUUGCUUUCUGAGCAGAUGAACUUGCUGAGAAGAGGCAAAGAGACCUUGGAGAAGCAGCCCCAAGACGAUGAUCCUGGGUCCGACUCAGACGCUUCUUUCGAGGGGUCCGAGCACAAGAGCAGUAAGAGCGACGAUGGCUCAAACAAAGAGGGAAAGGAGCCAGAGAAGGAGGAGAGCUCUAAGGAGGAAUAG